This is a messenger RNA of Microtus ochrogaster (prairie vole), 4826 nucleotides long. NCBI's taxonomy places the organism in Eukaryota, Metazoa, Chordata, Mammalia, Rodentia, Cricetidae. The record is from RefSeq and is a predicted model, not a curated record.
GUCCGCCCGGGGGAUCGCGGGCCGUCCCCUGGCGCUCGCUGUUCGAGCUGCGCGCCGGGGCCCGGGGAAUGCGGGAACCCCCUGAGUGAGAGCGCGGGACCCGCGGAGGGCAAACCCCGUGUACGCAGCUCCUGCCCGCGGAGCCCACGCGCGUCCGUGGCACUCCUGGAUCUGCGCUCCCAUAUGGCGGCGCCCGGCGGGGCCUGGCGACAGAGGGGCGGAAAGGUUACUGUCGGUCACAGCAGUGGUGGCCUAAGAGGGGACGCGGAGGGGGGUACCGGACAGAGGGUAAGGUGCUCUCCGAAGCCGUGCGCAGGAGUCUGGCCCACCUCCUUCCCUGCUUACUUAACACCCACGGGUGGACACCCACGCGCGGGCACCUGGCGGACACCCGCACGGCUGCACUGCGCCCCGCACACGCAGUCACACGACACAAACUCACACCCAUUUGCGCGCACCCGCAGCGUUCCUGCGCUUCUGCUCAGAUUCCCCAGGCAGAGUCCCCAGGCCUCUUUGACCAAACAUUACCGAUGAGAUGGCUGAGGGUAGCAGCCGCGGAGCAGGGCAGGCCACCCUUCUUGGAAGCCCUCUCUCGAGAAGGGUACAGGGGCUGUUUUCUCUCAUGGUAUGCGAAGCUGAAAUCCCAGAUGUUUGAUUGAGUCCUUCAGAUGUUUUUUUCCCCCGACCAUGGGGAGCCCCCACCGCCCUACAGGUGCGAGAAUGUAACUUUGGGGGCCUUAGGACUGCUCAAGAAGGAGACUCUUAUUUUGAAGAGCGGCCCCCAUUCGCCACCCCCGUGAUUUGCACGCUGACCCAAUGGCUAGCCCUUGGCCGGCUCUAGGCUUGUUAUCAAUUACAUGUUGUUCCUACAGCCGCUGUGUCCCCGGGAGGAUAAACAGCAGGCCUGGCCGGCUAGGAGAGGGGGCGGAGUCCAGCGGCCGGCCAGGGAUCGUGCCCAGAACCGGGUGCCCCCUCCCCCUGCACGCAGUCUGCGCCUCUGGCUGCGCCACGUGCUGCUGUUUUUCAGGGACCGGUUUGAGCGCUGGCACUCAGACUUUCAGCCCUGGGUCUUCAACGCCUCAGUGUCCCGGGGUUGCUCAGUUCUGUUUUAAGAUCCUGUUGACUGACUGGGGCCUCUCCACUCCUGGAUUCAGUCAAGGGCUGUUUCUUGACUCUAGAUCUUGGCCUGUACGGAAGAGUCAUAACUGCUUGUAUUCUGGUGGGGAAGCAGAGCAUAGACAGGUCUCACAGUGGUGCCUGCUGUGGAGGAUAUUAUCCUGGUUGAUUUGUCUAAGGGAAAGUGUCUUCUGAGUUGAAAUAUCUAAAUAAUGAGCUCCCACCUGGAACGCUUGGAGAGACUUCCACAGAGGAGUUGUUGGUGCCAUGGCCCAGGCUCUUUUAGUGCAGAUGAGCCAGGCCUGAAGCAGCUGGAGGGGCAGCGUGGGUGGGCAGGGUGCUAGUGCCCUGGGCCCUGGAGGAAUCGGAAACAUUUUUAUGGCGGGAGGGAGAUUCUUCUGUGCAGUUCCACUUUGCCAUCCUUUUGUAUCUGCAUUCGCUACCUGUUCCUGCCCCGCUUCCAUGUCUCAGUAGGGUCUCACACAGCUGCCCUGGAACUCACGAUCCCCUGGCUGUCUCCUGAGUGCUGAGGUUCUGAGUAUGAGCCGCUCUGCCCACCAGCACCGCUGUUUGUACUUACAGCGGACUGGUUUCUAUCCUUUUAACAAUGGAGUCUGGAGACCACCAUCACAUUUGAAAACAGUGUGAUCGCCCGGUGUUGUGGGGUGUCCAGCUGUCAUCAUGUCAUCUCAGAUCUUAGGCGGCUCUGUUCCAAGUCCUGGGAUACCAUGCGCCCUGCGUUUGCCUGACUGUCCAAAUCUUAAUAAGUGUUCCGGUAUACAUGAGCUCUUUGGGUGUGCACGCAGCCUCGGAGCCGGGUCACACUGGCAGCACCCAGAUGUGAGCACAGAGAAGUUGUACCCCUUGCCUGAGGUCACGCAGCUGAUAGCUGCAUGCGAGGUGUGCGCCCCGCGCCUUUGCCUUUUGCGUUGUCUGGCACUUGAUUCCUGCUCAGCACCUGCCUUAGUGAAGAGCGUGUAUUUUAAAACACACUCCUGCUCUUGAUCCUCAGCUGAGUGUUUAAACCCAGAUGGCCUCCUGGCAGGAUUACCCUCGAGCUCAGAUCUUGCCUCUAUUCCCUGGAGCAAGAGAGAAACUUAGAGAGCACUGAAGCAUAGAACAGUUGGGGAAAUUGAGACCCAGGGGAGCAAAGUGACUCUGGCCUCUUGGCUGCUGGGCAGUGCCAGGUGCCAGGCUGUGGAGUGGACCUGUGGAGAUGAUGGCCAGGAUGUGGGUGCAGAGACUAUGGACUCUACAGUUCUGCGCAUUCCCCCUCUCCAGUCUUGAUAAUCACACAGCCAGCCAUGGUCACUGGGCGGGGACAAAGGUCCACAGAGGUGGCCCCAUCCCAGCCAGAUACUGUUGACUCUCCUUGGCCGCCAGACCUAGCAUGGGAUUUGGCUUUGGAGGACACGGCUUUCCCUCUCCUUUCUGUCCACAUUCUCUGAGCCCUUCUUGGGUACGUGGUGUGGUGCUAAGUGCUGGGGACACGGGCAUCUGCUGAGCUUCCCCAAGUCGCCACCACAGGCUCGGCCAAGCCAGCAUGGUGGACCACUUGCUUCCAGUGGACGAGACCUUCUCGUCACCAAAAUGCUCAGUGGGGUACCUGGGUGAUAGGCUGGCCAGCCGGCGACCAUACCACAUGUUGCCCUCUCCCAUCUCUGAGGAUGACAGCGAUGUCUCCAGCCCCUGCUCUUGUGCCAGCCCUGACUCGCAAGCCUUCUGUUCCUGCUACGGCUCAGGUCCAGGCCCUGAGGCCCAGGACAGCAUCUUGGAUUUCCUCCUGUCUCAGGCCACACUGGGCAGUGGUGGUGGCAGUGGAGGUGUCGGAGAUAGCAGUGGCCCUGUGACCUUGGGAUCAUGGAGGAGAGCCUCUGUGCCUGUGAAAGGGGAACAUUUCUGCUUCCCCGAAUUCCUGUCAGGAGACCCUGAUGACGUCUCCAGACCCUUCCAGCCUACCCUGGAGGAGAUUGAAGAAUUCUUGGAAGAGAACAUGGAGGCUGAGGUCAAGGAGGCCCCAGAGAGCAGCAGCAGGGACCUGGAGGCCUGCAGCCAGCUCUCCGCUGGGUCACACCGGAACCACCUCCAUCCAGAGUCUGGUGGGAGAGAGCGCUGUACCCCGCCACCAGGUGGCACCGGUGGGGGUGGUGCCCAAAGUGCUGGUGAGGGGCCAGCACGUGAUGGCCCCAUGCCCUUGCUGCUGCAGAUCCAGCCUGUUGCUGUGAAGCAGGAGGCAGGUUCAGGGCCAGCCUCCCCAGGGCAGGCCCCAGAGAGUGUCAAGGUCGCCCAGCUCCUGGUUAACAUCCAGGGGCAGACCUUUGCACUCCUGCCUCAAGUGGUACCAUCCUCCAACUUGAACCUGCCCUCCAAGUUUGUGCGCAUCGCGCCUGUGCCCAUCGCUGCCAAACCUAUUGGUUCGGGAUCCCUAGGUCCUGGCCCUGCUGGCCUCCUUGUGGGUCAGAAGUUCCCCAAGAACCCAGCAGCAGAACUUCUCAAAAUGCACAAAUGCACUUUUCCCGGCUGCAGCAAGAUGUACACCAAGAGUAGCCACCUCAAGGCCCACCUGCGCCGGCACACAGGCGAGAAGCCCUUCGCCUGCACCUGGCCGGGCUGCGGCUGGAGGUUUUCCCGCUCAGAUGAACUAUCACGGCACCGGCGAUCUCACUCGGGUGUGAAGCCGUACCAGUGUCCCGUGUGCGAGAAGAAGUUUGCGCGGAGUGACCACCUCUCCAAACACAUCAAGGUGCAUCGUUUCCCAAGGAGCAGUCGGGCCGUACGAGCCAUCAACUGAGUGCAGUGACCACCCCACCCUCCCCUAGCCCCACGCUUUGUUUUUAGAUGCAAUAAUUUAUUGCCUCCUUCAGAAGGAUGUGACAAUGUUACCAGCCCCCUUCUGAAUCUUAGGAGGUGUGACCCAGAACCGCCAUGGCUGCCUUUCGGGGGAGGACCUAGAGUCCCCAAGGUCCCCGGGGCUGGUUCCCCGGUGGCCCAGGCAGGCCUGCACCCUUGUGCCUUUGUGCCUUCCUGCCAGCCGGAAGGAUUAUUGGGGGGGGGGGUCCUUGCCCUUCUCCCAUUGGGCUCCCUACCUGGGCCAAAGCCAACAUUAUUGCUGGGGAAGAAGUGUUUUGGUUGUGUCGAAAUAGUUCCCAGAAGGAGCCAUGCUGGGAACAAGGAAGUAGGUCAAAAGUGUAGGGCUGAACUGUGGCAUGAGGACUGCCAUAUGCAAGAGGCCUUUGAGGGUCCAGGAGAAUGGCCACCCUUGCUCUAGGCUGUAAUGCAUGUGCUUAAAUGCAAGACAAAUGGAGCCAUAUCCAUCGGUACCCAGCCUGGCUCACCCUCCUCCAGACAUCAGCAUCCUCCAGGUUAUGGUAGGAGAAGACAGGAACUGGCCUGGUGGAUGCCAAGCAACUAGCUAGCGCCUCCCAGUCUGACUUAGAUUUGCAUUCCUCAUCAGGUCUAGAUAUUAGUACCAAUUGGACUAGCUUGUUUUGACAGGUCUAUUUCACAUCCUAUGAAUGUAUGUAAAUAAACUGUACAUAGGUACGCAUCUACAUAAAAUAUCUUUUAAUAACACGUUGACAUUUGUGUAAAUUUGAAAUUAAAAAAUUCUAUAAAGUCAGUGUAUAUAUGUUACAAUUAUGUAUAUUUUCUUUGGUCCUUCAUAAAAAUAUAUUUACUUUGCCAAUAAAAAGAGAAAAAAGAACUCAACC